Messenger RNA from Diospyros lotus (date-plum), 994 nucleotides. Its product is annotated as GTP-binding protein SAR1A. The transcript has 3 exons. The record is from RefSeq and is a predicted model, not a curated record. Gene Ontology annotation, molecular function: GTPase activity; GTP binding. Gene Ontology annotation, cellular component: COPII vesicle coat; endoplasmic reticulum exit site. The coding region runs from base 143 to 724 and encodes 193 amino acids. Gene Ontology annotation, biological process: endoplasmic reticulum to Golgi vesicle-mediated transport; intracellular protein transport; vesicle organization. NCBI's taxonomy places the organism in Eukaryota, Viridiplantae, Streptophyta, Magnoliopsida, Ericales, Ebenaceae.
UUCUUGUAAAUAAACGUUCUUUUCCUUGUUUCGUUCGCACUUUCUCACUCUACAAGCGAUACGCGAGAUAUCUUAUUUUAAGUGUUAUCUCCGACUUUGCCUUUGCCGCCGGAUUGUUCUUGGCCGAACUUUGACGCAAAUCAUGUUUCUGCUCGACUGGUUCUAUGGGGUUCUGGCAUCUCUAGGUUUAUGGCAGAAAGAGGCCAAGAUCUUGUUUCUAGGGCUUGAUAAUGCCGGAAAGACCACUCUGCUUCACAUGCUGAAAGACGAGAGAUUGGUACAGCAUCAACCAACACAGUAUCCAACCUCAGAGGAAUUGAGUAUUGGGAAAAUUAAGUUUAAGGCUUUUGAUUUGGGAGGGCAUCAGAUUGCUCGUAGAGUCUGGAAGGACUACUAUGCCCAGGUGGAUGCUGUGGUGUACCUUGUUGAUGCUUAUGACAAAGAGAGAUUUGCCGAGUCCAAAAAGGAGUUAGAUGCUCUCCUCUCGGAUGAGUCACUUGCAAAUGUCCCAUUUCUGAUACUUGGAAACAAGAUUGACAUACCCUAUGCUGCCUCGGAGGAUGAGUUGCGAUAUUACAUGGGUUUGACUGGCAUUACUACUGGUAAGGGUAAGGUUAACCUGGCUGAUUCAAAUGUUCGCCCCCUAGAGGUCUUCAUGUGUAGCAUCGUGCGGAAGAUGGGAUAUGGUGAAGGUUUCAAGUGGCUCUCACAAUACAUAAAGUAAGAGAAUGGGAACACAUUAAGUGAAGAUGUGAAGCGACUUAAAGGGUAAGUUUCAUCCACCACAUCUUCCAGAGGUGUUGGGCAGUGUAAUACAUAGUGUUAAUGUAGAGUCUGUUUGGUAUGUAAAACCCUUCUUAGUAUAGUACCCUAUUAGCUUGCAGACAAAGUAUUCUUGUUCUUUUUUGGUACCAGUGUUUAAGUUGCUUCUUCUUCUCCUGCUUUCUUUGUAUUUGUUACUGAAUUGCAGAGAAAUAACAGGGGUGUUCUAAUA